Molecule: messenger RNA, 4883 nt
Organism: Diatraea saccharalis (sugarcane borer)
Lineage: Eukaryota; Metazoa; Arthropoda; Insecta; Lepidoptera; Crambidae
Source: the annotation of a GenBank genome assembly
UCCCCUAAGAAAGUAUUUUCAUUAAUUCCACCCCUAAUGGGAUGAAAUAGGGGAUAAAACUUUAUUUCAGGUAUUUUACACGAUACAUUUAUUGAAUAAAUAUUCGUUAGAAAUGCUGAGAAUAACUUUACCACGCGAACGAAGCCGCUGGCAUAAGCUAGUUUAAAAUAAAACUGCAAUGCAAAUACAAUUUAAGUAUUAGCCACUUUUGUGACGAAACUAAAUAUAACGUAUUAUGGUAUCAUAUUAUGAUGUGGCAUCGUCACGGCGACAGUCUAAUGGAUGUCAAUAGAUCAAGUGAUGAUCAUUUACAUUUCAAUAUUCUGUAUAUUAAUUUGAAAUGUCCAGGAAAACUAUGAUAACACGUGAUUCAUAUUCAAAUGUAAACAACCUGUUUUAUCUUUUUUAUUUAUCUAAUUAGGUAUACAUUACUUUCUAACAAUAAAUUGGUGGUCCGACUUCUCCGCUUAUUGAAAUUAGUUUGUGUUUAUUGUAUGAUAAAUGAAAUAUAUGUAUGUAUUUAAUGUCCACAUCAAACUGUCAACAGACCAAUAAGUCUGCCCAAUGCCAGAUUAUAAAAUUCAUCAUCAUCAUCAUCAGCUCUUUUACGUCCCCACUGCAGGGGCUCAGGCCUUCCUUAUGGAUGGUUAAGGAGGAUGGGCCAUGACCCUCCUCGCUGGCCCAAUGCGGAUUGGAGAGUAUUAACGACUGCAAAUGCAGCCGAGACCAACGACUUAGCACGUCUUCCGAAGCACGGAGUAGCUCGAGAUAAUAAUGUUUUGGUCACCCAUCCCGUGACCGACCCUUGCGGAAAUUGCUUAACGACUACGAUCGCGGUCCGCCUAGCUUAUCCACUACGCCACCGAGCUACAAUCUGAUCAUAAAUUUUAAUAAUAAAUAAAUAUCAUUAGUUAAAAAUCUUAAAGAAUUCUCCAACCCUACUACCACUAGGUGGUAAUCGAAUACUCUCGACGCUGGUUAAUUUUUUAUAAAGCAUUUUAUAUUCAAAAAAUUAUCGGUAUAUAUUGUGAAAGCAAAAUGGGUCACCUAUGCUAAAAAAAAAUUGAUAAUGUUUUUAACAUAGCUCAGGUUUCGAUUCAAGACGAGUACCUAAUGUCCCCAUAUUUUGGAGUAUCUGAGACAACGAAGGUACCACAACACAAAGAUAAGAAUAGAUAAAGCCGGCAUUUAAACAACUCGGAAACAGUUCGCGUAUCCUUUAGUGGUCAUCUGAUAUGGUAUUUACUGUAUAAUUACUGCUUGAUCUAGAAUAAUAAUACAUCAAUCAGUAAUUUUGAAAUCUAAAAUAAUAAUAAUCUUUCUUUGUUUUUUCGUGUUACAUUUUGGUGUCUAGUAUAAUAAAUAAAUAUUACAAAGAGGAAAGAUGCAUUGUAAUGAAUAGGCUCCGAAACGAAUGGACUUAUUUAAAAAAUCUAUCACUUACUACAUAAGCUAUAUUUUAAUCGGAAAAACAACAAAUAAAGGGAUGAAAAUGUGAGUGGAAGUUUGUAUAGGGAAUUAAAACGUUUCCUUACCCUUGUUUACUAUUUAAUUUGUCAUUGCAAUUACAUCCGUGUCAUGAUAUAAAUUGAUAUCCAAAUAAACCCUAGGUAUCACGUGGGCGAAGUCGCUGGCGGAAAGCUAGUUUAAUGAAAACUAAUACAAUACUGUAUAUUUUCCUGGUAAAUUUAAUAAUUACAGGUGCUGAUCUAUAAUACUAAUAAUCUUUAUUUACUUUUUUCUUGUUUUGUGUUAACAAAUACAUAACAUGAAAAGUUAUUCGUUGGUACUACAUACAGGAUACAUUAACAUUCAUCAAGUUUUAACCUUCAAUAUUUUUUUAUUGACAUCACAUUUUCUUAAGCUAGAUUCAUCUUCCUGAAAUUGUAUUCUGUUUUGUAUUAUUUUGUAUGUACACAUAUAAAUAUAUUUAAUUAUAUUAGUAUAAUUUACUUCUAUGAAUUUUCUCAUUCAUCUUUCUUUAUACACUAGCCUCUUACUCAAUCGGUAUAGCUUCUUUUAGUUAAAGGUAGCCUGGUAGCCUUUUGCAUCAAUGUUUCUAAUAAUAUUUGCUAUCAUGUUUAUGUUUUACUAGAUUUGAAUACUUAGGAUUAUAUAUAUUUUUAGAUUACUUACAUCAAACCUGAUAAAACAUUCUCCUAAUAGAUGGUCAUGAACUCGCACAAUCCGUACUACACAUUUCACAGACACAUUAUUUGUUAUGUUAAAUGAAAUAAGAUAAUCCGUGGCGCUAUAAUUGAUGUGUUGAGUUUAUGGUAAAAUAUAAAAAAAAAACUAUUUCGAACUACAAAACCAUGAGCUUGCGUUAUUUUACAUUCACAGAAUAAAAAAUGUUGUUAACUUGAAUCGUCUCGGAAGUUAAAAAUAAAAACGAUUUAGUUAAUUAGCGAUAUAUAUUUUCCAUACUCUCUUGACCUAGCUAUAUUCAAUGUCAUUUUGGGAGUGGCUCCUACACACCCUCGGUGGCAAGGAAUUCACGUACAUUGUUUAUCAGUUUCAUUCUAGCCACGCUGUUGAAACGUUAUGUAGUUAUCAUUUUUAUUUGCUACUUUUGUUUACAUUAAGUCACAAAAAAACAUUAAUAAAAAAAUAAUCACUUUUGGAAUUAACUGUAACUAAAACUAAAAAAUAAUUAAAUAAGUGAUUUUAACUAUUCAAUUAAAAAGUUCCUAGUGUGAGUUCACAAGAAUCAAAGAAUCAACUGUGAUUAGUAUAAUAAAAUCGAUUCAAUAAUAUAUACAUGGAACGUAUUGUUGGUACGUAGUAUUUCUUUCAGUAACGCAUCACACGAGCGGUAGUUCGCGCGCGCAUACACUUUACAUGUAAAAAUAAGUUUAAAAAAAAAGCGUUUUAAAAUGCGCGCAAUUUUGUCCGCGAAAAUAUUUUUCUGUUGCUCAAUUGUAACUAUAUUUUUCUUACUAUAUAUGUCAAUUAAAGAAUUCACCAAUCGACCGUAUUCGAAUGAACAAGUUAAACAAUUAUUAGAAAGAAAAUUAGAAACAUCCACAUUUUGGAGUGACUCAACGAGUGAUGUGAAAAUUGCUAAAAGUGAUUUCAAUAAUACAAAUAGUGCUAAAAAACAAAUGAAAUAUAUUUUGCAAUGGACUUCAGCGAGAAAUGUCCCGUUUAUCUAUAUGGGAGUCGGUCAAGAGGGUUUCAACAGUCGAAAUUGUCCCCACACUAAUUGUAUAGUCACUGCGGACAGAAAUUUACUUGGUGACGUUAAAAAAUUCGACGUGAUCGCCUUCUCUGGACCUGAAGUCAUACGUAUGUUUCACAGAAGCCUGCCACAAGAUAGAUCAGAGAAGCAGAAAUACGUAUUUGCUUCUAUAGAGUCGUCUCACUAUUACCCUAUAUGCUCAAACAGAUUAGAUAACUUUUUCAACUGGACUUGGACUUUUAGACUCGAUUCUGAGGUACGAUGGGGUUAUAUGUUAAUCAAAGACUCAAACAACAAUACAAUAGGUCCAAAGAAAAUCAUGCACUGGAUGAAGUUACAAGACAUGGAACCGAUUAGUGAUGAGUUUAAGUCAAAAUUGAGGACUAAGACAAAAGCAGCCGCCUGGUUUGUGUCCAACUGUUUCGAUAAGUCAGGCAGAAUGAAUUACGCGAUGGAUUUAAAAAAACAACUCGGUAAAUAUGGGUUAGAGCUUGACAUUUAUGGAGAUUGUGGCACCCUAACUUGUCCUAGAGAUAAGCAAGAUGAUUGCGAUAGAAUGCUUGAUAAAACGUACUACUUUUAUUUAUCCUUCGAAAAUUCGUUUAGUGAGGAUUAUGUUACAGAAAAACUGUUGCAUGCAUUGCGAAAUAACGUCGUUCCUGUUGUUUAUGGAGGUGCUAAUUACACGAGAUUCAUGCCAAACGGAAUAUAUCUAAACGCAAGAGAAAUGGGUACCCAAAAGUUAGCUGCAAAAAUGAAUCAGCUGAUCAGUGAUCCAGAAAAAUAUGCCGAUUAUUUCAAAUGGAAGAGGCACUACACGUACCAUAGUCUACACGAGAGUCCCGAGACGGAUGAAUAUUGUCGGUUCUGUGCUAUUCUUAAUGACGAGCAAAUGGUGAAAAGGACUAGUGUUAUUAAAAAUUUUAGAGAUUGGUGGGACAGCCCUAAGUUUUGCUGAGCAUAAAGAGUUUUUAUAUAAUUUAGUACUAAUUUUUAUGGCUUGGCCUGCAUAGUAAACAGUUUAUGGCAAUAAAAAGAAGACUUUGUAUAAAAUCUACACAAAAUAUAAUUAAAACUGUACUGCACCACGGAUACAGUUGUAACUUAACCAUCGCCUCAUAAAGCCCACUAAUAAUUGCUGGACAGCUAAAAAGCAAAAUGUAAUCAAUAAGGACAAAAUAAUGUAAUUUAAACCUAUUUCAGUUAAACGUACAGCACUCUUAUGAUUGAAUUUUCACGGUGUUUUUGUUUGAUGUACCUACCUACUGUAGGUAUAUAAUUGACACAAAUUGUCUAAGCUGUAAAAAUUAAAAGAAUUAUUAAUUUGUGUAGUUAGACAGUACGUAACGAGCCACUGAAGAAAGACUUGGAAAAUCUGUGAUCAUAGUUCUAACCUUAGGCUAGGCUAUAACUAAAAUAAUAAUAAAAUAAAGUAUGAUCAUUAAUUAAAAUUGUGUUUUAUAGAAUAAAGUUUAAAAAUAAAUGAUUUACUUAUAAAUUAUUUCGUGGCAAAAAUUUUCUAAGGCUUUAUUCCUCUGUGUCUCGUUACACUCCGAUGAUCUGCCUAUGAUAUGUGUCAAAUGAGAAGAAAUAUUUGAAAGGAAAUUCUAGUCUCGUAAUUUUUAUGGUAAUAUUAUUAAGACUGUAUUGUUAAUAACCAAAACAAAUAGCAGUUUCAAAGGAUUCCAACCACGUAAAAUAU